This is a messenger RNA of Capsicum annuum, 906 nucleotides long. RefSeq lists its product as uncharacterized. The record is from RefSeq and is a predicted model, not a curated record. NCBI's taxonomy places the organism in Eukaryota, Viridiplantae, Streptophyta, Magnoliopsida, Solanales, Solanaceae. The transcript has a single exon. Bases 1 to 906 code for a protein of 301 amino acids.
AUGAAGGCCAACAACACAAAGUUUGGUAAGUUUAUGGCCAUGUUUAAUAAGUUGAUAAUCAACUUGCCAUUGGUGGAGGUAUUGGAGCAAAUGCCUAGGUACGCAAUAUUCAUGAAAGACCUUGUUACAAAGAAGAGGACAGUUAGUUAUGAUAUGGUGGACAAUCUCCAUUAUUGUGUUUCUAUUUCCAUAAGAUUGUUGGUGCUGAAGAAAGAAAAUCCUGGAGCAUUUACUAUCCCAUGCACUAUUAGGCCUCUUAAGUUUGCAAAAUCUCUAUGUGAUUUGGGAGCUAGUAUAAAUUUAAUGCCGCCUGUUGUGUAUAAGAAGCUGGAUUUGGGGGAUCCUUCUUCUACGGACAUGAGAUUAUUUAUGGCUGAAAGGUCCGUGAAGUGGCCCACUGAGAUUUUAUAUGAUGUAUUAGUGAAGGUGGCCAGUUUCAUAUGUCCAGCUGAUUUUGUCAUUCUCGAUUAUGAGGGGGACUUCGAGGUGCCCAUAAUCUUGGGUAGUCUUUUUCUCGCAACUGGGAAUGUACUUAUUGAUCUAAGGGCAAAUAAGCUGUUGUUCAGGCUGAAUGAUGAAGUUGUUCAAUUUGAUGUAUGCCAGUCCAUAAAACAGUAUAAAGAUAUGGGUGUAUUUUCUAUUGUGGAUGUUUACUAUAAGGAGGAGCAGGAAGUACCUAUAGAGGAAAAUUUUGCUGUGGACACUUUAGCUUUUGUAUUAAUGAAUUUUGAUCAAGAUGGUAUUGAAUAUUAUGAGGAGAUAGUAUGUGCCUUGAAAGGCAUGGGGUCUUAUUCUUAUGCACCCAAGAAGCUGGAUUUGGACUUGAAAAAUUACCUAAGUCCACCAGCCAAGCUGUUUAUUGAAGAGCCACCUACUUUGGAGCUAAAGAGUUGUCCGAUCAUUUGA